UUCUUUUUCUCCCUGCAGCAUGUCAUGGUUUAGUGGCCUUCUGGUCCCCAAAGUGGAUGAACGGAAAACAGCCUGGGGUGAACGCAAUGGGCAGAAGCGCCCUCGUCACAGGACUCGCACCAGUGGCUUCUGUGCGCCCCGAUAUAUGAGCUGCCUCCAGGAUGCACAGCCACCCAGCCCCAGCCCUACAGCUCCACCUCGGUGCCCCUGGCAGGAGGAGGCCUUCAUCCGGAGGGGUGGCCCAGGCAAGGGCACUGAGCUGGGGCUGCGGGCAGUGGCCCUGGGCUUUGAGGACACUGAGACAACAGCAGCGGUUGGGGUGGCUGAGGUGGCACCCGAUGUAGCACCCAGGAACAGGCGAUCCUGCUGGCGCCGGCUGGUGCAGGUGUUCCAGUCGAAGCAGUUCCGCUCAGCCAAGCUGGAGCGCCUGUACCAGCGGUACUUCUUCCAGAUGAACCAGAGCAGCCUCACGCUGCUGAUGGCGGUGCUCGUGCUGCUCACAGCUGUGCUGCUGGCCUUCCAUGCUGCGCCCGCCCGCCCUCAGCCUGCCUACGUGGCCCUGCUGGCCUGUGCAGCCAUCCUCUUCGUGGUGCUCAUGGUGGUGUGCAACCGGCAUAGUUUCCGCCAGGACUCCAUGUGGGUGGUGAGCUACGUGGUGCUGGGCAUCCUGGCAGCUGUGCAGGUUGGGGGUGCCCUGGCAGCCAACCCCCAUAGCCCAUCAGUAGGCCUUUGGUGCCCUGUGUUCUUUGUCUACAUCACCUACACGCUCCUACCCAUCCGCAUGCGGGCAGCUGUCUUCAGUGGCCUGGGCCUCUCCACCCUACAUAUGAUCUUGGCCUGGCAACUCAACCGUGGUGAUGCCUUCCUCUGGAAGCAGCUUGGUGCCAACAUGCUGCUGUUCCUCUGUACCAACGUUAUUGGCAUCUGCACACACUACCCAGCUGAGGUGUCUCAGCGCCAGGCCUUUCAAGAGACUCGUGGCUACAUCCAAGCCCGGCUGCACCUGCAGCAUGAGAAUCGGCAGCAGGAGCGGCUACUGCUGUCGGUGUUGCCCCAGCACGUUGCCAUGGAGAUGAAAGAAGACAUCAACACAAAGAAAGAAGACAUGAUGUUCCACAAGAUCUACAUCCAGAAGCAUGACAAUGUCAGCAUCCUGUUUGCAGACAUCGAAGGUUUUACCAGCCUGGCAUCCCAGUGCACCGCACAGGAGCUGGUCAUGACCCUGAAUGAGCUCUUUGCCCGGUUUGACAAGUUGGCUGCGGAAAAUCACUGCCUGAGGAUCAAGAUCUUAGGGGACUGUUACUACUGUGUGUCAGGAUUGCCUGAGGCCCGGGCAGACCAUGCCCACUGCUGUGUGGAGAUGGGGGUGGACAUGAUCGAGGCCAUCUCGCUGGUGCGUGAGGUGACAGGUGUGAACGUGAACAUGCGCGUGGGCAUCCAUAGCGGGCGCGUGCACUGCGGUGUCCUUGGCCUGCGGAAAUGGCAAUUCGAUGUGUGGUCCAAUGACGUGACUCUGGCCAACCACAUGGAGGCGGGGGGCCGGGCCGGCCGCAUCCACAUCACUCGGGCCACGCUGCAGUACCUGAAUGGGGACUACGAGGUGGAGCCUGGCCAUGGUGGUGAGCGCAAUGCAUACCUCAAGGAGCAGCACAUUGAGACCUUCCUCAUCCUGGGCACCAGCCAGAAACGGAAAGAGGAGAAGGCCAUGCUGGCCAAGCUGCAGCGGACGCGGGCCAACUCUGUGGAAGGGCUGAUGCCACGCUGGGUGCCUGACCGAGCCUUCUCCCGGACCAAGGACUCCAAGGCUUUCCGCCAGAUGGGCAUUGAUGAUUCCAGCAAAGACAACCGGGGUGCCCAAGAUGCCCUGAACCCUGAGGAUGAGGUAGAUGAGUUCCUGGGCCGUGCCAUUGAUGCCCGUAGCAUCGAUCAGCUGCGCAAGGACCACGUGCGCCGGUUCCUGCUCACCUUCCAGAGAGAGGAUCUUGAAAAGAAGUACUCACAGAAAGUGGAUCCCCGUUUCGGAGCCUACGUGGCCUGUGCCCUGUUGGUCUUCUGCUUCAUCUGCUUCAUCCAGCUUCUCGUCUUCCCACACUCAAUGCUGAUGUUUGGGAUCUAUGCCGGGAUCUUCCUACUGCUGCUGAUCACUGUGCUGACUUGCGCGGUGUACUCCUGUGGCUCUCUUUGCCCUAAGGCCCUGCAACGCCUGUCGCGCAGCAUUGUACGCUCGCGGGCACACAGCACUGCAGUUGGCAUCUUUUCGGUCCUGCUUGUGUUCACCUCCGCCAUCGCCAACAUGUUCACCUGUAACCACACCCCCAUACGGACCUGUGCAGCCCGGAUGCUGAAUUUAACACCUGCUGACAUCACCGCCUGCCACCUGCAGCAGCUCAAUUAUUCUCUGGGCCUUGAUGCUCCCCUGUGUGAGGGCACCGCACCCACCUGCAGCUUCCCUGAGUACUUUGUCGGGAACAUGCUGCUGAGUCUGUUGGCGAGCUCUGUCUUCCUGCACAUCAAUAGCAUCGGGAAGUUGGCCAUGAUCUUUGUCCUGGGGCUCAUCUAUUUGGUGCUGCUUCUACUGGGCCCCCCAGCCACUAUCUUUGACAACUAUGAUCUGCUGCUUGGAGUCCAUGGCUUGGCUUCUUCCAAUGAGACCUUCAGUGGGCUGGACUGCCCAGCUGCAGGGAGGGUGGCACUCAAAUACAUGACCCCCGUGAUUCUGCUGGUGUUUGCGCUGGCACUGUAUCUGCAUGCUCAGCAGGUGGAAUCGACUGCCCGCCUGGACUUCCUCUGGAAACUGCAGGCAACAGGGGAGAAGGAGGAGAUGGAGGAGCUCCAGGCAUACAACCGGCGUCUGCUGCAUAACAUCCUGCCCAAGGAUGUGGCCGCCCACUUUCUGGCCCGGGAGCGCCGGAAUGAUGAGCUGUACUAUCAGUCUUGUGAGUGUGUGGCUGUCAUGUUUGCCUCCAUUGCCAACUUCUCUGAGUUCUACGUGGAGCUGGAGGCAAACAAUGAGGGUGUCGAGUGCCUUCGGCUGCUCAAUGAGAUCAUCGCUGACUUUGAUGAGAUCAUCAGUGAGGAGAGGUUCCGGCAGCUGGAGAAGAUCAAGACGAUUGGUAGCACCUACAUGGCUGCCUCUGGGCUGAACGCCAGCACCUAUGAUCAGGUGGGCCGCUCCCACAUCACUGCCCUCGCUGACUACGCUAUGCGGCUCAUGGAGCAGAUGAAGCACAUCAAUGAGCACUCCUUCAACAAUUUCCAGAUGAAGAUUGGACUGAACAUGGGCCCUGUGGUGGCAGGCGUCAUUGGGGCUCGGAAGCCACAGUAUGACAUCUGGGGGAAUACAGUGAAUGUCUCUAGCCGGAUGGACAGCACAGGGGUUCCUGACCGAAUCCAGGUGACCACGGACCUGUACCAGGUUCUAGCUGCCAAGGGCUACCAGCUGGAGUGUCGAGGGGUGGUCAAGGUGAAGGGCAAGGGGGAGAUGACCACCUACUUCCUCAAUGGGGGCCCCAGCAGUUAGCAGGGCCCAGCUAAAAAAUUUAGCUGAAGGGACCAAGGUGGGCAUUUGAGUGGACUCUGUGCUCGCUGGGUGAAGAUGUGGCAGGGGGCACCUAGCCUCAAGACCCUGCUGACCAUGAAAGGGAACAUCCCAGCAGCCUGUGCUUGGACCAUGCUCGUCUACCCUCAGGCUGGAGAAUGAGGAGAUACCAAGAGGGUUUUGCAAGUGACUUUCUUUUUAAAUUGGGGCCAGGCUGUCCCUUUUCCUUUCUUCCAGCUUUUGGGAGCAGGGGAGGGGGUAGCAGUGGGAGCCUUCCUGCCUGAAAGACGGAAAUGGCAGCUUGCCAUGCCUACCCUUUCCCUGUCUGGGCAACAGGAUCAGGGCUGGGCCCUUCAUUUCCCUUUUUCCUGAGAAUACUUUGUACAAAGACUGGGGCAGGUGUGAAGAGUGCCUAUUCCAUGCUUGCCUUUGCUAUGCCUGCAUCCCCAGCAUGGUCCUGGGGACCCCCGACCCCAGCCAGCUCUCCCUCUUAGGCACAGGAAGAGGAGGGAGAUGCUCUUGGGACCCAGCUCUGUGCAUAUUUCGGGGGAAUGUUUCCAUUUGCCAAAUCCUAGUCCCAUGAUCUGUCCCCAAAGGGGAACAAAGGGACUUCUGACAGCUCAGAUUUAGCCCCAGUUCCUGCAAAGUGCCAGGGAAAGGGGCAUCUGGCCUCAUUGGUACUGUGAAAAUGCCGGGCCAGAGAGCAGGCAUUUGUGUGGGAAUGUCAGAGCAGGAGCUGGAAGUUCACCUGCAGGUGCCAAAGAGAGCAGGCUUGCCAGGGAGAGGGGUGGGGCCGGACUCUGGUCUGAGGGCCCGAUGAUCAGGAUCAGGUCAUCCUGCCCCAGUGCUCUCUUACUGUCUGCUGGCAAGGGGGCAUGGAGCAUCUCUACCCCAUCUAUUGCCAAAUUAGAAAAGGGCCAGGGCAUGGAGGAAAAUGACCCUGAUCCCAUACUGUCCUUCCAAGCCUUUGGCAUUGGGGAGGGCCUGUGUGUCUGUGCAAUGUGUGUGCAUGUCAGUCUUUGUGUGUGUCUGUUGUCCAGGGCUGUAUGUCCUUGUGCUCCAGUUCCUCAGCUCUCCACCCCAGGCUGCCUCUCUCCUAUGGGCCUCUUGUCUUCUGGGAAUAAGGCAGGGUUUCUGGUUUCAAAGGAUGGAGAGAGACACCCAGGUUGCAUAGGAAUGGGAUUUGGUGUCGUAGGAAGAGAAGGGGUUCCCUCCCCCAAAAAGAGAGAAGGGGUCCCUGAGGAAAAGAGUCCUUUUUGUGCCAAAUCCCUAAGUGCCAUUUGGUGGCCAUGUGUGCAGCAUGACUAUCUCCUUGCCUGAGGCAGAGACCAAGCCUGAACUGUCUGGGGUUUGGUGGGCAGAGGCUCAGGACUUGCCUGGGUUUCCCAGCUGGUGUCCUGGGGCGUGGUAUGCUUUGGGACUAGUAUAGCAUGGGAUCCCUCUGAGGACCCAGAUACUGGUACUAAGGGAUGGGGCAGGGGAACCUGAAAGUUGUCCUUCCCCAGCCUUCAGCCUGAGUCUAGCACGUUCCUGGCUCCCCGAUCCCCAUGAAGCCUGCAAGGGCUGGCAGGAGGGUUAGGAGGCUGGACUCUGUUCCCUUCUUAUUCCUGCCUCCUUUUUAAUCUCUUUCCCUGCAACCUCUUGCCUCUGGCCUGAAUUAGUUGGUGCCUUGGUUUCUCUGUCAGUACCUAUUUAAACCAGGGUCACUAGCCUGAAUUUUGCUUGAAGAUUGCAUUGUCUUGGAGGUCAUUAGAGGGAGAGGAGAAAGGGCUCCAGAGUUGCUGGGUUGGGGUAGAAGGGGCAGGUGGCACUCUUGCCCUUCCUCAUGCCCUUUCUGACUCUAGCUCCUGGUAGAGGCCUGGUUUCUGAUUUGAACUGCCUGCCUUGGAGGAUCUUCAUGCAUCAACCAAACAGGCCAUUAGGCACUUCAUUAGCCAGGGCAGGAGGAGGGGAAAAGACUAGUUGGUCUAGACUGAAAAUCAACUUCCCUCCCCCAAGCCAUAUCCCUGGAUAGGAAGGGACUGCUUGGAGCUAUGGGGUGGGCGUGAGGGUAGAAGGGGACCAGAGCAGGAACACCUCAGUCUUUGGUGACUUGUCUCUGCUUCUUGCUAGGCAGGAAGGACAUGUCCACACCCUGGCUCCCUGUACCACAGUGCCAGCCAUGCUCUUCCCCUGGGCUACCACUGUCUCCUUCCUCACCAGUUGGUGGGGGAAAUCGGUGGAUGGGAGGCCCAGGGACUUGGUUUUAUACUGUAACCACUGUGGGAGGGGGGAUGGUGAUGUACCAUGUAUUUCAGUGAAAUAUUUAAUAUAUUUAAAUAUCAAUAAAAUCAAACUCUUUGUAAAA
Miniopterus natalensis is the source of this 5885-nucleotide messenger RNA. The record is from RefSeq and is a predicted model, not a curated record. Lineage: Eukaryota; Metazoa; Chordata; Mammalia; Chiroptera; Miniopteridae.